GAAGGCGGGUAUACCGUGUAUAAAAGAGAUGUUACAGUCAUAGAUAUAGCUUCGUCGGGAAGCAAUUUUUCAGAGAUUUUCCUGAAGUGCGCUUUUGUUGCGAAGAGAUCACUCAUCACAAUGACCACUGCUACUGCUGGUUCAUGUACGGUCAUAGAUGGGAAUGAUUACCAGUGGGAUAAGAGAACGCACAAGCUUUAUUCAAAGAAUGAAAUUGGCAACGUACCAGGUCACUACUUGCAUUUCGAUGGCAGUUUGUUGAAAGCAGAUGGAGACGGCAAGAACAACGGUGAGAAAAAAUAAUAAUAUGGUGUUAAGAAGAUUGCUCGUCAAAGAUAUCAUACUUUAUCCUUCGGUUUUCGAGAAUAUUCGCGUAAGAAUUUAUAAGCGUUGUUAAACAAGGGUAGGUAUGUUUUAAGUCCCGGUUGAUAUCCUUUGGAAGCAAUUUAUUGUUAGUCAGUGAAACGGUAUAUUAUUACCAUUAUUACCAUUGCUGUUAUCAUCAUCAGUGUCAUUCAGGUUAUCAUUAUUGUGUCAUCAGUAGUUCGUAUAACAACAUCCUCUAUUUGGGGCCAAAAUAUGCACGGAUAUUUGUCCACGGACAUUACCUGUUCCAAGAUGCGAACAGUUUUCCGAGAGCGAAGCUGUUGACUAUUCGCUGGUACGACUUAAUGAACAAAAAAAUAUAUCCCUCCUUAUGUAACAACCACAAAACGUUCUCUCAGAUCUUGAAUCAAAUUUUAAACGAAGACUUAUCGUGGUGGACGAAAGGUUUGAAAAUUGGAGAAUAUCACGUGGGUGGGAGAUAUUCAGUCAUGGGAUUCGUUUAGACCAUUCGCGCACGACAUUAACAUCAUUUUUAAUACUAUCAUUAAUAUUAGGUUUAUCCACAUUAUUCAUAGCGGCUAACGAAAGUGUAAUCCUGGGUCUUCAACUUUUUCGAGUGAAUUAAAGCCACAUUAUAGCAAUAUUUUGUGAAUCGUCAACGAAUGUUUGAAUCAUGAAGGGCAAGAAGAGAAUAUCAGUUGUUGAUUUUCUCUUGAGGGCAUUUAAUAUUUCAUUUACUAUGAAGGCUCUUUAUCCUUUUUUUUAUAGCUAGUUUUAUAUUCCACGAAGCCCAGGAUGUGGACAACGAGGAUGUAACUAUUGUUAUUCUGGAGCACGAAGAAUCUCACAAAGUUGUGGCCAUUAACACAGAGGAUGACAAAGUCACUCUAGAGGUGCGUGACUGAAACCAUUUCAGUCAGCUAGAAAUUUAAUCAUCUUUGGUCACUGAUCAAAGAACUUUUAAACUUUGUGGUGAAAUAAAUUCGUUUGACUCUCGAUGAAGUCCAUUCCGAUGUGGAUCGGGGUGUUUUGACGGUAUACUGCAAGACCUCUUAAGGCGAUGGAUAAGGUGACGCCUGUCCAGUCGCUUAUCAAAUGACUUAAUUAUGAGACAAACGAUUAAGAUUCACCGCAAGUACGACGAAUAACCGUAAGCUUCCCUACAAUUUCAACUCUUUAAAUGAAUAAGGAGGCUUAAAUUUACAUAUCAUAAUUAUCAUCUGUUUUGCCUGUGCGUGCCAAUCGUCCAAUUGCCCGGAGAGUUAACAUUUACACUCAAUUUCAAUUCAUUAUCUAUCGAUCGGAUCUAUCGCUUAUGCAUGAUACAAUACAGAUUGAGUUACAGCUUUGAUUUUGGACUAAUUUUUGUCUAUUCUGAUAGGAUCCGCCAGUGUCUCUAAGUCAGCUCACUAAGAGGGGCAUAGACAAGUCCCAUCCGAAAAUUCUGUUUCACAAGAUAUGGCGGGCAAAAGGUAGUGAUGAGUUUUACUUUAAGUCACUUCUGGAUGGUGCACAGCGAAUUGUUGGAUUUGACGAAAAGGGCAAGCCAAUGAAUACUACUGGAGUAAGGCCACGUCAAUUAGCAAGUCUCUUCGAGAUACGCUGAGUUAAUAUUUCCAGUUAGGCGCUGUCAACUUUUCUCAACUUUUAACACAACUUUCAUGUUAAAUUUAUUUUAAAUCAGAAACGUCCCUUGCGACAAGUAAUAACACCUAGUAACAAAAUUGUUAUCCAGGAAACGCAUGUUGGAUAAUUGGCG
Molecule: messenger RNA, 2086 nt
Organism: Pocillopora meandrina
Lineage: Eukaryota; Metazoa; Cnidaria; Anthozoa; Scleractinia; Pocilloporidae
Source: the annotation of a GenBank genome assembly